AUGCACUACACAGCUUGUGAUAAGGACACCGAGCAGCCACUCAACAGCAGAGAUUCUUCAAUCACGCACAAGCCUUUGACCAGCAAGGAAGCCUUCAUACGCAUUGGCAUCCCUGUCAUUGCCGCCAUCCUGUGCAUCGGGAUUCUCAUCAGCCUCAUCUUCCUCAUUAAACUAGCGGUAGAAUCCUACUACUUCUUCUGCAGCCAAACCUACAAGUUCAUCCCCCUCAACCUCCAGUGCGACGGGAGCGUGGACUGUGCCUGGGGGGAAGACGAGAUCGGCUGCGUGCAGCAGAUGCCCGAUAGCACCAUCGUAGGAGGUGAGUCCUCGGGUCGCACCGGAGGGAGGAAACCAAUGUCUGCCGGGGCCUCUGCUUCUCUCUCCACAGUCCGUCUCUCCCGUGACAGGUCCAGCCUGCAAGUGCGCGACAGAGAGUCGGGCCGCUGGGCCUGGGCUUGCCAUGACGACGCCUUUGACAUCGCCAUGGCCACGGCUGCCUGCAAGCAGAUGGGCUACAGCAGUGUCCCCACCUUUAGUCCUGUGGCAGCUGGUGAUAUGCAGCAGGGGCAGCUCCUCAGACAGGUGACUCUGCAGGGUGGGGAACUCCGCUGGACAGAUUCAGAAAGGCAAUGCCCCUCUGGCUCCAUCAUCUCUCUCUCCUGCUCAAGUGAGUAUGUGCGUGCUCUUAGUGCUGACUACAGAGCAGCAGUGACAUUGACCUGCCUGGACUUGGGCAGUUGCCAGCAGAGUUGCGGCCGUAACUCGAAGUUACUACGAGUCAUGGGUGGUGGUCCAGCUUCCAUCAAGACAUGGCCAUGGCAGGUCAGCUUGCAGCACAAGGGGCAGCAUGUCUGUGGAGGGAGCAUCAUCGACCCCCAGUGGGUACUGACAGCAGCACACUGUUUCCGGACCAACCUGGUGACGAAGUACUGGCGAGUGAAAGGUGGCUCUGAAAUCCUCUCAAGUGCCACUGCUGUCCCUGUGGAGAAGGUCUUCGUCAUCGACGUCAAGUACAUGUUCCCCAAAGAUGAGGACAUUGCAUUGGUCAAGCUGCAAAACCCUUUGAACCUCCCAGGGUCAGUGAAGCCAAUCUGCCUGCCUUUCUUUGAUGAUGAAAUGGUCCCAGGAACCCCCUUGUGGGUGACAGGCUGGGGAUACACCAAGCAAGAUGGUACACUGUCCAAGGUGCUGCAGGAGGCACAGGUGAAGUUGAUUGACAGCAGCAUCUGCAACGCACCUGAUGCCUACCAUGGGGAGGUGUCCGAAAAGAUGCUCUGCGCAGGCCAUGAUCGGGGUAGAGCUGACACCUGCCAGGGAGACAGCGGAGGGCCACUGGUACACCAACAGGUCCAGUGGCACAUCGUGGGCAUUGUCAGCUGGGGCCAUGGCUGUGGAAGCCCGAGCACCCCCGGCGUCUACACCAAAGUGCAAGCCUACCUCAACUGGAUCUACACCAUCCUCAGGGUCAGUGUUGCUUUUCCUCUGGGGUAGGACCCAUUUUCUGUCCUGGCAGGAUGGCAGUGGGUGGGCAAAGUUAGGCUGCCCGCCACCAGGGGAAUGGGAUCCUUCAUGGAGGUGCCUCUGCCUCAGAUGGUCACCAGGCGGUUCCUCUGUGGUUU
Lacerta agilis (Sand lizard) is the source of this 1619-nucleotide messenger RNA. It is a transcript of the gene TMPRSS4, whose product is annotated as transmembrane serine protease 4. Gene Ontology annotation, cellular component: membrane. Gene Ontology annotation, molecular function: protein binding; serine-type endopeptidase activity. The record is from RefSeq and is a predicted model, not a curated record. The transcript is spliced from 12 exons. The coding region runs from base 1 to 1491 and encodes 496 amino acids. Lineage: Eukaryota; Metazoa; Chordata; Lepidosauria; Squamata; Lacertidae. Gene Ontology annotation, biological process: proteolysis.